UGCUAGUUAGUGGGUAUUCGAGGCCCCAGAGAGACGCGUUCGCUGGCCCCGAUGGACAAAGAUAAAAACAAAGAUAAGGGGGAUAAUGAUUCCGGCUCCUCAUCCGCCGAAUGGAGCGACAAGCUGGCGGAGCUGGUCGCCUGGUUCGAGGGCAAUCCCAAUCUGCCCGAGAAGAUCGAACCCAUAGUGAUGCUCCGAUUUCUCAAGUGCAUGGCAUUCGAUGUAAAGCGUACCAAAUCUCUGGUGGAGCUUAACUAUACUAUGCGGAAUAAGCACCCACAUCUGUUCAUGGAUCGCAACAUGGAGGACGAGAUGACCGCCAAGGGCCUGAGGGUGUCGGAUGUUCUGAUAUUACCGGGCAUUACGCCACAAGGAAAUAAACUGCUCUUCUUCCGUCUGGCAGAUCUUGAUCCACGUACGCGCAAUUCCGUGGAGGAGACCAAAAUCUUCUUUAUGAUGAGUGAUGCGCGAUUUACUAUGCCGGAUGUGGAUAGAGAAGUUGGGUCCGAAAACGGAGAGGCUUACGAACUGGACGAAGCGGAUAUUGCGAAUGGUGAUGUUCAGAUCGUGGACAUUGAGGGCUACACUCUGCGUCACCUGGCCUACGUGUCCAUUUUCGUGCUGCGAAUUUACAUGAAAUUCCUGCAGGAGGCGUAUCCCUCCCGCCUGCAGGCCAUGCACGUAAUCAAUUGUCCCUCCUACCUGGACAGGCUAAUCUCCAUGAUGUCCCCCUUCAUAAGGGAGGAAGUGCGCAAUAUGAUCAAGUACCACACAGAGGGCUUGGAGAGCCUCUAUAAGGAAGUUCCCAGGGACAUGUUGCCGGAGGAGUAUGGCGGCAAGGCGGGCUCUCUAGCGGAACUCAAGGCCCGGGGCGUUAAGUCCAUCAAGGACAAAAGUGCCUACCUGAGCGAUGAGCGUUACUGGAAAGUCUCCUCCCAGAGCAAGAGCCGCUGGUCCUGGUUCUGAUAUUCCAAUAAAUUAUUAGCUUCCACACAUAUCCUGCGAACGUGAUAUAUAUUCAAAUGUGAUCAACGAGCGCGCCUUGCCAAAGCAAAGGUAUCGAUUAGUCGGGGAAGUCCCUGAUAUAACUACAGGACUAAAAGUACAAUUCGUUACAGCUGUCCUUUGAGAAGAAUUUCUAAGUAUAUUCAGCUAUAUUUCCACUCUUUCCAUUUAUGUUAAGUGCAUUUUUUUUUUCAAUUAAGGGGUAUUAGCAGAAAUGUGAAACGUUUAUAUGACAAUAAAUUAAUAUAAUUGUA
This is a messenger RNA of Drosophila rhopaloa, 1259 nucleotides long. Its product is annotated as alpha-tocopherol transfer protein-like. The transcript has 6 exons. Lineage: Eukaryota; Metazoa; Arthropoda; Insecta; Diptera; Drosophilidae. Gene Ontology annotation, cellular component: membrane. Bases 52 to 966 code for a protein of 304 amino acids. Gene Ontology annotation, molecular function: phosphatidylinositol bisphosphate binding. The record is from RefSeq and is a predicted model, not a curated record.